Molecule: messenger RNA, 1315 nt
Organism: Diachasma alloeum
Lineage: Eukaryota; Metazoa; Arthropoda; Insecta; Hymenoptera; Braconidae
Gene: sel
Product: protein seele
Exons: 5
Coding region: 494-1072 (192 amino acids)
Cellular component (GO): endoplasmic reticulum
Source: RefSeq, a predicted model, not a curated record
UGGAGCUGGGCUCACCGUCAAAAGUUUAUAAACAAUGAGAGCAAAGGGAUAGCAAUUAUCAGAAGUCAGAACGGAAAUUGAUGAAUAUUUCAAUUGUUUUCAAUUUUUGUUCAGCGUCAAUUUGGAAGUAAUGAUGGAGGAUACAAUCCGUCUGGCGACAAUUAGUUCACUUUAAUUAUGCUCCGGUCAUAAUGUGUGACUGCAAUCAACUCGGAGCGGAGUGGGUCAUUCGAAUGUACUGAACGAAGUGGGAAAAUAGUAGUAAUCUCGCUAUAUAUUAUUAGUCUAGUCGCUGUGAGUUAUAUAGAGGGCCACGAGUUGAUUACACGUGGGCAACUUUAGUUGGAGCUCGAAGUUCUUCAGCCCACAACGUGUCGUCCUCAGGUGCAUGCAGUUCUCAUACAAGUCUCGAUAAAUUCCUGUUUUGUCAUCAGAACUGGGAAAUUUUGAGUUAUUUUGCUUCUGGGGCCGGAUUUUUUUUCAAAUUUCAACAAUGUUCGUUUUUCUGCUCGGAGUUUUUGUUCUACCGGCGCUUACAUGUGCUGAGGAGAUUGACCAGAAAUUGCUACAAUGUUUGGUUUGCAGAAUAACAGUUGAAGAAGUGGAGAAUGUUCUCAAUACAAUUGAUCCCUCUCAACAGGUAGAGGUCGGAAAUUACCGUCUGGAUGCUGACGGAAAUAUCCAGAAGAAAAUGGUGGCCAAGAGAGAGUCUGAAGUCCACCUUUCAGAAAUUCUCGACAAUAUCUGUGAUAAAAUGGACGACUACGUCAGAGCCAGGUACAAGUCGAAUGGUAAACUAACUGUGAUGCGACUGAUGACUCCAGAGGGUCAGAUGAAUCCUGACAUCAGCAAUGUUGAUAUUAUUCAGGAUGGAGACCUGAACAAAAGCCUAAAACACUACUGCCGAGAAAUCAUCGAAGAGCACGAGGACCCAAUGAUCGAACUCUUCCAGAAAGGAGGAACUGACGUAAUCAACAAAAUCUGCACGAGAGAAACGAACAUUUGCGACGACGAGCUUCCGCCUGACGACGAGGAAGAGGAGUCCGACGACACAGAGCGAGAUGAGCUCUGAGAAACAAAAUCAUGCCAUUUUGUUUGUAAAUAUCUGAGAAGACUAAGGCAUUUUGCGCCCCUCCAAUGCUCGGGAUACUUACCGAGAGGGUUUAACAGCGUAAUCCACCAAUUUCUGAGGGUUCAAUGAGCUUUAUAUUGUUUGUAAACCCUUGGAAAUCGAUUGUAUACAACGGGAAGCACAUAUCAGAGAUUGAACAUUGUGAUUUCUAUUUUUUGGCAAUAAAUUUUAACUCUUAAUUAA